UUUGACAUCCUGUAAUUCCUGUAACCUGUAAUAAUAACAUUUAAAGUUACAAUCUUACCUUACAAUAACAAUUUUAUCUGUAAUGAGAUAAUUUGUUUAAUUUGCGCCUUUUAAGUAUCAAUUAUUAUUAAUUUUAUUAACUUUGAAAAUAUUUUCAAGUAUGUCUGAAAGUGACGAAGAAUGGCAGCCUCAUAGUAGCACAGGCCAUUUUUUAAAAAGACCAAAAAAGGUUUUAACAAAGUUUAAAUCUAAUCAGUCUAAAAACAUUUUAAAUGGAACAACAGGAAUCAAACCAAUAUUACACGAUAAUGUUAAUUCUAAAUACUUAUAUAAUUUUUCUAAACAAAUCUUACGGAUAGAAUAUCCGGGUCUUGUGAAAGAUGUAACUUCUGCAAUUGAAACACUUGGAAAAAUGCAAGAAAUAGAAAUGGCAGCUGCAGAUCACAGAAUUAAGUUGGAAUUACGUUUUCAUCCAAAUAACAAAUACAACAAACCUUGCAGUGCUGAUAGAGACACGAAUCCUGGAAUUUUAAUAAGAGUUAAACAUGCUCCCACUAAAUCACAACUGGAUGAGCCAAAAUAUGACUAUGAAGUUAUAGGAGUAACAUCAUUAAAUUUUAAGUUUAAUCGAAUGUGUGAUUUUCAAUAUUUGCCGUUAGUGGCUUCGAAUGCAGCCAACGAUAAUGUGGAAUAUAUUUAUGAGAAAAUUUUGCCAAAGAAGUUACCUACACUAGAAUGGUUACUGUCUAAAGAAACCUCAUCUCAACCCAAAUUUUUCAUUCCUCCGAGUUUUGCUCGUAUUGAUAUAUCUCAAAAUAAGUUAUAUUUAAAUACUGCAGAAAAAUUGAACUCAAAUGUAAGACCAGAACUGUCAAAAUUAAGUGAAAAUGUUAAGUCGACAAAGAAACCUAAAAAGAUACUGAUCAAGCAUGUGUCGAUAUUUGUAAAUCUUCAAACACCUAAUGUACAAAUACCUGAUCAACCUCUCACAUAUACAAUGGAAUUGAUAAAAGAAAAGAACUUGGAAAAACAAUAUAUAAAUGUAAGAAAGCUAUUCGAGGAAAGGCCUGCAUGGACUAAAGUUGCUAUCCAAUACAAAACUGGAAUAAACACAGAAAAUGCUAAAAUUAUAUUACCGGCGGUUGCAUAUUUUUGUCCUGCAGGACCUUGGAGAAUGACUUGGAUAAGAUAUGAAUACAACCCACAAAAAGAUUUUAAUUCCAGAAUAUAUCAAACGUUGGAUUAUAGAAUACGAGCUAAAGAGGGAACAAAACUGAAAGUUGAUGCUAAAAGAAGUUACACAAACAAAACUUCUCUAAAAGAUAAAGUAGAUUCUAUCAAUAAUUAUAUUAUUGAAGAAAGAAGUUAUGUCCUACGACCGAAUUAUAUACCUCCAGCACGGCAGAUGUUCUAUCAGUAUUGCGAUGUGCUAUUACCUGAAAUUCAAGAAAUGGUAUCUAGAUUACCUAAAUUACCUGCAGGGACAAAAUAUGACUCAAAGAAUGGAUGGUUGCCAGUUAAUUUUACGGAACAAUGUAGAGAAAUAGUUAAUAAAUAUGUGAUGGAUAGGGUACAAGAAGAACUACUAGAAGAUACCAUCAAAUUGCAACAGCAAAAUCAGUCAGAAAUGUCUGAAAAGCAGCAAUUAAAGGAAAAUUCAUCUCCUACCUAUUGUAGCAAAAUGUUAAGCAAUAUUAAAAAAGGCAUAUAUACAAGUGUAAAUGUACCACCAUUUAUAAAGGAACCAUCUAAAUCUAGUGCAAACAUGACUGAUUCUGAAAUUCACACAAUUGACUUAUUAGUUCCGAAGAUGUCAAAUUACAAGCCAACAGGACACCAUUUGCAGGAAGUUUUACUUUUCCUUUUAAUUCAAAGAAAAGUGCUGCUGAAAGCCAUCGAGUGCUGUUGGAAUACUCAACCACAUGUUCAUGAAGUCAAAAAAUACUUAGAAAUGCUGAAAUGGGAUGUUUUGCCCCAUCUGUCAUAUUCAUCAGAUAUUGGUCUAUCGGAUUUCUACUUGUUCUGAUCCAUGGAACACGGCCUGGCUAAGCAGCGCUUCCAAUGAUAAGAAAAAUUUAAUUGUUUGGUGGAUAGCAUUAAAAUAUGAGUUGUUCUAACGACAAAUCCGUACGCUGCCAGAAAGGUGGGAAAAAGUAAUGGCUAGCAAUGGACAAUGCUUCAAAAAUAAUAAUGUACACAAUUUUUCAUAAAGCCUUGAAUUUACAAAAAAAUUCGUCAAAAUUGUGACUAAACUUAUUCAGUUUGAUAUAAUAGUAGUUUAUUUUUUUUAUCCUCAGAUGACAAUUCCAAAAAUUAAUCACGAAAUUGUUAUAAUUAGUUACAUUUGUAGCAACAUUUUAGACAUUACAAUAAAUUGGCCAAUAGGCCAAAUUUAGGGGUACUUUUAGAAUAAAAAUCAAUGUUGAUUUCACAAAUCAUAAUAGACUUGUCACUUAUGCCAGAAUAACGUAACACAAUAACUAUUAUAUACAGCUAACCCAUUCAGUUAGUAAAAAAAAAAUGUUAAAAUUAUGGAAGGAAACUAGAAUUAGUUAUUCUAACGGUCCGUACAAUAUUUGUUGAGAUAGAAUUCCAAGAAAAUUAUCAGAAUUACUGUAACAAUUUACCAUGGCAGGGGUGUGACUUGAAAUUUUCUGCCAGUCUUUCUACCUCUGGUGUCAAAUGCGGACAUCAGACGCGUUCCUUGAAAUGUUCCGCCAAUGCCUCUGCCUCGGGUGUCGAAUGCAGUUAAUUCCAAAAAUGUGACAAGUCUUGGAAUUCUACCUUAACAAAUAUC
Messenger RNA from Anoplophora glabripennis (Asian longhorned beetle), 2797 nucleotides. RefSeq names its product general transcription factor 3C polypeptide 5 (gene l(2)37Cd). Gene Ontology annotation, cellular component: transcription factor TFIIIC complex. Gene Ontology annotation, biological process: transcription initiation at RNA polymerase III promoter. NCBI's taxonomy places the organism in Eukaryota, Metazoa, Arthropoda, Insecta, Coleoptera, Cerambycidae. The record is from RefSeq and is a predicted model, not a curated record. The transcript is spliced from 8 exons. The coding region runs from base 161 to 2026 and encodes 621 amino acids.